GAGACUCAACCAUCAUUCGCAUCGCAUCCUUCGUCGAGUGCAUGCAACACAAAGUGUAGUUACGGACGCAACAGCAGAGAAGACAACGCAAGGCAAAAGCCGGAAAGAAGAAGAUUUAAAGAGAUUCGAAGUACUCUCAAACUACAAAUACACAACAGCAACAAACAUGUCGCCCAAUACAAAAUCCAGCCAACAACAACAGCAGCCACAAUUCUACGCCACCAAGACGGAGCUGUACUUGAAAGUGAAGAAACCGCUUUUGGAGCGUCAACGUCGCGCACGCAUCAACAAGUGCCUGGAUACGUUGAAGACACUGGUUGCUGAGUUCCAAGGUGAUGACGCCAUAAUGCGUAUGGAUAAAGCCGAGAUGCUCGAAUCGACAAUUGCAUUCAUGCGUCAGCACAGUAGUCGUGGUGGCCGCUCAACGAUGCCCGCGCUGACGCCACUCGCCCCCAUGGACAGCUUCCGCAAUGGUUACAUGAAUGCCGUCAAUGAAGUUUCGCGCGUCAUGGCCGCUAUGCCAGGCAUGAGCGUGGAUGUGGGCAAGUCGGUGAUGACUCAUUUGGGUAGUGAAUUCAAUCGGCUAUUACAGCAGCAGCAGCAGCAGCAGCAGCAACAACAACAACCACGCCAGCAGCAACAGACAAUCGUUGAGAAUGUUGAGGAGAAGCUAUGCGAGAAGUUGUCUCGUCCAUCCAGUCGCGCUUCUUCCGGCUAUCACAGUGAUUGCGCGCUUGAUAGCCCAAUGCCAUCGCCUGCACCAACGGCUGCCGUUGAGAGCGCCAACUGGCGGCCAUGGUUGUAAAUCAUUUGAAAGCAACCAUGCGAAUAGAGUUGGUGUAGCAACUGAGAGCUUUAUUUAAUAUUCAAGAAGACUUGGUACAACGAUUGUGCGUUAGACUGUGAUCGCAUUUAUUUGCAUUGUUAUUGUAUGUAGAUAGAUACAUACAUACAUACAUAUCUUCCAUUAGAAACAACUAAGGCUUUAAUAGUUUGUUAAGCAUUUAGAAAUUUAGAGAAAUUGUAAAAAGGCUUUAAUAGUUUUGUAAGAAUAAACCUAAGCAGAAAAUUUAGAAC
Messenger RNA from Rhagoletis zephyria (snowberry fruit fly), 1077 nucleotides. Its product is annotated as enhancer of split m8 protein-like. Gene Ontology annotation, molecular function: DNA binding; protein dimerization activity. Gene Ontology annotation, biological process: regulation of DNA-templated transcription. The record is from RefSeq and is a predicted model, not a curated record. Lineage: Eukaryota; Metazoa; Arthropoda; Insecta; Diptera; Tephritidae.